GACCUCUGGCUGGUACACUUCUUCCCUGGAUGCCCUUCUCCCAGCAUCCUCAAGCAGCAGCUCCCGCUACCAGAUCUUGGGAGCGGGGAAGGUUCGCAAAACACUUCGGGAGCUCUAGAAGUGUGGAUUCGUUGUCACCUCUACCAGCAGCUUGGAAAAUCCCCCCGCGAGCGAGCACGCGAGUACACACACACACAUACACACGCGCGCGCACACGCGCACACGUUACCACCCUCUCUCCUACGUCCCCUCUACUCCCUUUUUACUAUGAAGGUUUCUAGGCUUGUUUGAAAGCAGCUCUGCUUAAGAUGUUGAGACAACGGCCGGGGGAUGUGCAGCUCGGGGCUUCCCCAUAUGAAUUGGUGGGCUAUAGGCAGCCUCUGUCCUCUUCCUCUGCCACUGCUACCUUCCUUCCCAAGCAAAUCCACGAGAAGCUGGAACCGCCUCUGGAGCAGCUGCAGCAGGGCGUGGGAAAAAAUGCCAAGGGUGGCAGCGGCUGUGGCGAGAGUGGGAGCAGCAGCAGCAGCAGCAGCAGCAGCAAGACGGAGUUGAAGGAAGAGCAGCAGCAGCUGAGGAGGAAAAUCAAUAGCCGUGAGAGGAAAAGGAUGCAAGAUCUCAACCUGGCCAUGGACGCUCUGAGGGAGGUCAUAAUGCCCUAUUCUGCCGCCCAUUGCCAGAGUUCCCCGGGCAGGAAGCUCUCCAAAAUCGCCACGCUGCUGCUCGCCAGAAACUACAUCCUUCUUCUGGGCAGCUCCCUGCAAGAGCUGCGGCGGAUCCUGGGCGAAAUGAGCGGGCCCGGGCCGCGACUGCUGCUCGCCGGCUUGCCCCUGUUCGCCGCCCCGGGAUCUGUGCUGCUGGCCCCAGGGGGAGUGAACCAUCCGGAGACUCUACACUCCAGCAAGUACCUGUCGCUGGAGGAGCCGCCGUGUGGUCAGUUUCCUCUCCCCAGCAGCCCUGGCCUCUGCACUUGUGCUAUUUGCAAAUUCCCGCAUUUAAUUCCUUCCGGCCUCGGGCUAGCUGCGGUGCAGACGCAGUUCUCCAAGUGAAGAGACUGGGUAGACCCCAUUACACCCCUCCCCUCUUUUCCCUCCCUAGCCUGCCACCACCGCCCCACUGAUAUCACCACCACUACCACCUUUGCCUCCUCUCCAGUCCCCACUCCCCGGUGCCACUAGCAGCAGCAGGAAAAGAACGCAGGGGUGGAGGGAGGUGUGAGACUACAGAAAGCGAGAGAUGGAGACUCUCUUUGGUGAUGGGGGAAUGGGGGGGAGACUCCCUCCAAGCUCAUUUGCAGUUAUAGGGACGUGAUGAGUGAAGAAACAAUAAAAGAUGCGGGUUUUGGCUUUUAGGGGUUUUUUGUGUUUUUUUUUAAUUCUGUUGGAUCUUUCCCUGUAGAUUUCUCACUUGCAAGAGGGUGGAUUAAAAUAGAAUGCAGCCUAAUCUCUCUUUUCAGUCCCUCUACUCUCCUGACGCCUCCCCGCUUCACCCCUCCUUGAUCUGCAGGUGUAGAUCUAGCCGACUUUUUCUUGUCCUUUUCUUUCCAUCUCUAAAUGUCGGGAUUGUUCACGUCUCUUAUUUUGCCUCGAAGAAAACCACUCUUUCCUCGUCUCCAGUAAGCUGUUCUCGGGCGAUUAUGUUAUGAGAGGGGGUGUCAAGGGGUGGGGUUCUUUCCCCUACAGGAACAGAGAAUAGCAGCCUUUGUGUCUACUUUUCACUAGCUUCGGACGGACUCUUCGAGAGGAAUGUACGUACAGAGAAUAGGAUCUAGGAAUCCUUCGGGUGUCUGGAAGAUCCCUUAGUAGAGACUGCAACGUUUGGGCUGAGGCUAGCUUCGCUCGCUGCAAAGCGCUGGGGGUGAGCAAGCUGCAGUACUGAGUUCAAAAAUUCAAAUCGUGUUGGAAAUGCUGGUCUAAGACGACGUUUACCUUCCUUUAAGGCUAGCUUGUUAUUUUUCAGGGAACUUCGUAAGUUUUUAAAUGUAAUUUCUUUUUUGUUUGUUUUAUUUUUUUCCUUCGAGCGUCGCUAUUCCUUUUUUAGGAAUGGAAACGAAGAGAUUUCCAAUUUUUGCCAGUUUUUCGGGUUAGCCUAACCAGCAUGUGAGUUUGGUAAACAUUCAGAUGAUGCCCUCCCUUCAAGCAACAGUUUUCCUAGAUUACUGAAAAUAGAUACACUCUUCUCACACUCUGACCUAACAGGAAAAAAAAACUGGAUUAACUUUUAUUUCAUUUAAAAACAACAACAACAACUUGAAAUUGCCAGGAAGCAAGUAGUUAAGUUGGUCCUUUAAUCAAUAAAGCGAUCAGUGAAGAGUUUCCUUCUAGGUCCAUCCUGGGCACUGGAUUCUAACAGAAGUUUUAAUAAAUACACAGCCCUGUUUCUUCCUAUUCACCCCAUAUUAGAGUACAUAGAUUUCAGGUCUUAAUGGGCAUUAAGUAUAUUGGUUUGGCUUUUUUUUUUAAUAUCAGGAUAUGACUUUGGAUUUUUAUUGUGGGAAGAUUUUGUUGUUAAAAACCCAUUUUAAAACUAACCAUCUUUCCCUCUUGUGCUGUUGAAUCAUCACAAUAAAUUAAUUUUUUAAAAAC
Molecule: messenger RNA, 2582 nt
Organism: Phascolarctos cinereus (koala)
Lineage: Eukaryota; Metazoa; Chordata; Mammalia; Diprotodontia; Phascolarctidae
Gene: OLIG1
Product: oligodendrocyte transcription factor 1
Biological process (GO): axon development; positive regulation of transcription by RNA polymerase II; sensory organ development
Cellular component (GO): nucleus
Molecular function (GO): protein dimerization activity; E-box binding; DNA-binding transcription factor activity, RNA polymerase II-specific
Source: RefSeq, a predicted model, not a curated record